Nannospalax galili (Upper Galilee mountains blind mole rat) is the source of this 1541-nucleotide messenger RNA. RefSeq names its product glycine receptor alpha 1 (gene Glra1). Gene Ontology annotation, biological process: chloride transmembrane transport; chemical synaptic transmission; signal transduction. Gene Ontology annotation, cellular component: plasma membrane; synapse; neuron projection. The coding region runs from base 107 to 1456 and encodes 449 amino acids. The transcript has 9 exons. Gene Ontology annotation, molecular function: extracellularly glycine-gated chloride channel activity; glycine binding; transmitter-gated monoatomic ion channel activity. The record is from RefSeq and is a predicted model, not a curated record. Lineage: Eukaryota; Metazoa; Chordata; Mammalia; Rodentia; Spalacidae.
UAAACAUCCGCAUUGUUUUCCCCGGUAGCGCCCGCUGGUUUCCUAAGUGCCCAUCGGAAACAUUUCCGUCUGCCCCGUAACUCGCGGACUUUAAAGAGCCUGGAAAAUGUACAGCCUCAACACCCUCCGUUUCUACCUUUGGGAAACCAUUGUGUUCUUCAGCCUGGCCGCUUCCAAGGAGGCUGACGCAGCCCGCUCCGCACCCAAGCCUAUGUCACCAUCGGAUUUCCUGGAUAAGCUCAUGGGGAGGACUUCCGGAUACGAUGCCAGGAUCAGGCCCAACUUCAAAGGUCCUCCGGUGAAUGUGAGCUGCAACAUCUUCAUCAACAGCUUCGGCUCCAUUGCUGAGACAACCAUGGACUACAGAGUCAACAUCUUCCUGCGGCAGCAAUGGAACGACCCCCGCCUGGCCUACAACGAGUACCCCGACGACUCCCUGGACCUGGAUCCAUCCAUGUUGGAUUCCAUCUGGAAACCUGACCUGUUCUUUGCCAACGAGAAGGGGGCCCACUUCCAUGAGAUCACCACCGACAACAAGCUGUUGCGGAUCUCCCGGAAUGGCAACGUUCUCUACAGCAUCCGAAUCACCCUGACGUUGGCCUGCCCCAUGGACCUGAAGAAUUUCCCAAUGGAUGUCCAAACAUGUAUCAUGCAACUGGAAAGCUUUGGAUACACCAUGAAUGACCUCAUCUUUGAGUGGCAGGAACAGGGAGCUGUGCAGGUGGCAGAUGGAUUGACCCUGCCCCAGUUCAUCCUGAAGGAAGAGAAAGACCUAAGAUACUGCACCAAGCACUACAACACAGGUAAAUUCACCUGCAUCGAGGCCCGGUUCCACCUGGAGCGCCAGAUGGGCUACUACCUGAUCCAGAUGUACAUACCCAGCCUGCUCAUCGUCAUCCUGUCCUGGAUUUCCUUCUGGAUCAAUAUGGAUGCGGCACCAGCUCGUGUGGGUCUGGGCAUCACCACCGUGCUCACCAUGACCACACAGAGCUCUGGCUCGAGGGCGUCCCUGCCCAAGGUGUCCUAUGUGAAAGCCAUUGACAUUUGGAUGGCAGUUUGCCUGCUCUUCGUGUUCUCGGCCCUGUUGGAAUAUGCUGCGGUCAACUUUGUGUCUCGGCAGCACAAGGAGCUGCUGCGAUUUAGAAGGAAGCGGCGACACCACAAGGAGGACGAACCUGGAGAAGGCCGCUUCAACUUCUCUGCCUACGGCAUGGGCCCAGCCUGCCUGCAGGCCAAGGAUGGCAUCUCAGUCAAGGGCGCCAACAACAACAACACUACCAACCCUCCCCCGGCGCCAUCCAAGUCCCCAGAGGAGAUGCGGAAACUCUUCAUCCAGAGAGCCAAGAAGAUCGAUAAGAUCUCACGCAUCGGCUUCCCCAUGGCUUUCCUCAUCUUCAACAUGUUCUACUGGAUUAUCUACAAGAUCGUCCGCAGGGAGGAUGUCCACAACCAGUGAAGGCGGGGGCGGGGUGGGGCGGGGCGGGGAGAGAGAGGGGAAGAAGGCUGAGAACCCGGGAGGAGCCAGGGGAGGAGGGAGACAG